This is a messenger RNA of Yamadazyma jaroonii, 807 nucleotides long. The record is from the annotation of a GenBank genome assembly. NCBI's taxonomy places the organism in Eukaryota, Fungi, Ascomycota, Pichiomycetes, Serinales, Debaryomycetaceae.
AUGGAGUCUUUAUCAGUUCAAUAUAAGAAUCUUUGUGGUUCAAUUGAUACGGCAAGAAGCACGAAAGGGAAUGAAUGUACCGUGGCAAUGUUCCCGGCUAGAAACCUUGUAAUUUCUUUUACUAUACGUAUAAAUCAUCAUAACUUAUAUCCUAAGUAUCAAAAAUUGACUGAAAUAUUUGAAAAAUGUAUUCUAGAGAGUGGUCUUUGGGAAUUACUUGGAUAUCAAAUAGAUAGUUUCAAUUUAGAGAAUUCCAUUGAGUUCCAAAUAUGUUGCAAAAAAACAGGAAGAAUAAUAGAGGAUUUGGGUGAUUCCGAAGAAAUUGGUUUCUUAAAUCGAUUAGAUUUGACCUUCAGCUUUAUAAGUGAACUGCCGUUUCAGAUAAUGGAUCUUUUAACUGUUUUCAAUUAUCUUACCGGUUCCUUAAUAUUAAACCUCGAAAGAAUUUAUCCCUUAGUGUUCUCUUAUUAUGGCAGAUUAUUCUUUUGUUUGAACUUUGAAUAUUUCAAGCAAAAUCUUUCAUUGAUUCAACAAUUACCUAUCACCGAACCUGACAUCCCCAGUGAUAUCUAUCUUCAUAAUCUGAUCCAACUAAUUAAAAUAGCCAUGGAAAGUUUCAAUUCCAUCAAUAUAAUGAAAAGUAAUAAACUCAAGACAUACCGUUUGAAAGAUACCCCUAAAGAAACUUUUGAGAAUCUAGACCAACUCCUUCAUUGUCUUACCUUCAUUGAUCCUGAAUUAUUCAAAUCAUUAAUCGUACAAACCUUCGAAAUAGUGUCUUUAUCAGAUCACAAUGAGGUUUCCUAA